Molecule: messenger RNA, 1851 nt
Organism: Macrosiphum euphorbiae (potato aphid)
Lineage: Eukaryota; Metazoa; Arthropoda; Insecta; Hemiptera; Aphididae
Source: the annotation of a GenBank genome assembly
AUGGCGUCUGCUAACCGAAUGGUACUCAUGCACCUACCCAAAAACAAUCCGAUCGACAUCACAUUUACGGACAUCCAGUUCACCGUAGACGUCGGGACGUUGCGCAGAGAAAAAAAACAAGUACUCAAAGGCGUUUCUGGACGCUUCAACAGUGGCGAACUCACUGUAAUUAUGGGACCAUCUGGUGCUGGAAAAUCAACCCUUCUCAAUAUUCUUACCGGAUUUGAACGCAAAGGAAUGAAUGGUGAAGUCCUGACAAACCGCGUUGAUGACGAUGACUUGCUAUUAAAUAAUGAUUUGAGAAAAAAGAGUAACGGGGGUCGUACCAUAUGCCAAAAAGAAUCCUGUUACAUAAUGCAAGACGACCAACUGUGCCCACUUUUCACUGUAUUAGAAAUCAUGAUGAUGGCAGCUGACCUGAAACUCGGAUACACACUCUCCUACAAAUCUAAACUUCUUGUAAUCGAGGACAUUCUAGACAGCAUCGGACUCUCCGGCAGCCUUCACACCAGGUGCGGUACAUUAUCCGGUGGACAGAAGAAACGCUUGUCCAUAGCUCUUGAACUUAUUGACAAUCCACCUAUUAUGUUUCUCGAUGAACCCACCACUGGUUUGGAUAGUACGAGCUCACAUCAGUGCGUGUCGAUCUUGAAAGGUCUGGCCAAAGGCGGUCGGACAGUAGUUUGCACAAUACAUCAACCCAGUGCCAGCACGUACGAAAUGUUCGAUCACGUCUACAUUAUGGCCGAGGGGCACUGCGUAUACCAGGGCUCUAGUCAGAACACCAUACCUUAUUUGCAAACAAUCGGACUUAACUGUCCGCAAUACCACAAUCCGGCCGAUUUCAUUUUGGAAGUAGUGACGGGUGAAUAUGGAAAUUUUACCUCUCAACUCAAAACUGCAGCUAUUGAUAAAUCAUGGCGGACACCACCUCAAAUCGCCGAUUCACGUACGUUAUUAAAAAGAAAAUCUAAGAACGCUGGUCCUACUUCAUUGGUCUUGGUCAACCAGCCCUCCGAAUUCAAUAAAUUAUUAGUACUGAUACACAGAAGUUUAAUGCAGGUCUACAGAGAUUGGACGGUUACUCAUGUAAAAAUAUGUAUGCACUUCCUCGUCGGGAUUUUACUGGGGCUCUUGUUUGAAAACGCCGGCAUCGACGGUGGCAAGACCAUCAACAAUAUCGGAUUCUGUAUUGUAACGCUUGUAUACUUAAGCUACACGUCCAUUAUGCCAGCUAUUUUAAAAUUCCCGUCCGAACUUCACAUUCUGAGAAAAGAGUUGUUUAACAACUGGUAUAAGCUAUCCACAUAUUUCGUGGCGUUUCUCGUCACGAAUAUGCCUUUGCAGAUGAUGUUUUGUUUUAUUUACACAUCGAUUUCUUACUACUUGUCAGCACAGCUGAUGACGUGGACCAGAUUCUUGAUGUUCUUAUUUGUUUGUCAGUUAAUGACCCUAAUAUCCGAAGGCAUUGGCCUUAUUCUCGGCACAGCCAUGAACCCAGUUAACGGAGUCUUCAUUGGUUCGAUCAUCACUUGUCUAUGUAUUCUCUUCGCCGGUUUCUUAGUACUUUUCAACCACAUGCCCGUCGUCCUGUACUAUGUGUCCUACAUCAGUUAUAUGAGGUAUGCACUAGAAGGGCUGGUCGUCUCCAUUUACGGUUAUGGUCGUGAACCUCUGAUAUGUUUAAACGAAGAAGGUUACUGUCAUUACCGCUUCCCGGAAACGACAUUCAAAGAGAUCGGUAUGACCGAUGGAAAAUAUUGGACGGACAUAUCAGUGAUGGUUGGAUUUUUGUUUGUCAUUGUGAUAAUUAGUUUUUUGACUUUACGAAAGAGUUUGAAAUGUCGUUAA